Messenger RNA from Haliotis rubra (blacklip abalone), 1281 nucleotides. Its product is annotated as zinc finger CCCH domain-containing protein 13-like. The record is from RefSeq and is a predicted model, not a curated record. NCBI's taxonomy places the organism in Eukaryota, Metazoa, Mollusca, Gastropoda, Lepetellida, Haliotidae. The transcript has 4 exons. The coding region runs from base 1 to 1281 and encodes 426 amino acids.
AUGGAGUCGACAGGAGACGGAGGAGGACUGAGAGGAUACAACGUGAUCGACAGAGAUGGAGGAGAUGAGGAGGAGUGGCUGGAGAACGGAGCCACAGAAAGACUACGGAUCGACCGGAGACAACGAGACAGAGGAGAGAGACAACGUGGAGGACGAGAGGUGGAGACAACCGGAGGACGGAGAGAGACAACCCGACGAGACAACGAGACAGACAGACAACGAGAGAUAACCGAGACAACGGACGGACAGAGACAACGACCGAGACACGAGACAACGUGGACGGACAGAGAGACAACGGAGACAGGAGGACAGAGACAACGGAGGACCAAGGAGAGAGAUGGAGGAAGGAGUGAGAGACAACGGAGUGGACAGAAGGAGGAGACAACGAGACAGAGAGGAGGACUGAGACAAGGAGACACAACGGAGACAGAGGAACGACAGGACAGACAACGAGGAACAGAAGGAGAGAGACAACGAGCAGCCACACGAGGAGGAAGGAGACAACGUGAGACAUGGAGAGAGAAACGAGACAACGACGGAAAAGGACAGAGACAACGGAGGAGAGAGAUAACGAGACAGAGACAACGCAAGAGGAGGAGACAACGAGCGAGAGACAACGUGACAGAGGAGGAAGAGACAACGACAGACAACGGAGAAGGAGGAGAAACGACGACAGAGAACGACCAGAGACAACGGAGUGGACAGGAGGUGAGACAACGCGGACGGAGAGAAGGACAACGGAGGAGACAACGGAGGACAGAGAUCAAGGAGAGAGACCGAGUGAGACAAAGGAGGAUAACCCCGGAGGAGAGACAACGAGAGCAGGGUGAGAGGAGAGGACCCCAGACAGAGAGACAACGUGGACGGACAGGAGGAAGGAGACAACGACGGACAGGAAGAGAGACAACGGACAGAGAGGAAUGGAGAGACAACGUGACGACAGGGAGUGAGACAACGGAGGACAGAGAGACAACGGAGGAAGGAAGGAGAGAGACAACGGAGACAGGAAGACAACGGACACAGAGACAACGGAGGAAGGAGAGAGGAGGUGAGAGACAACGGACAGGAGGAGACAACGGACGACAGGAAGGAGAUAACGGAGGACAGACAGGACAAGGAGGACAGACAGACAGACAGAUCCCGGACAGGAGGAGAGACAACGAGAGUGAGAAAGACAACGUGGACGACGGAAAAGUGAGACAACGGAGCACAGGAAGAGACAAUCGAGAGAGACAACGGAGAGAGGAAGGAGACAACGACCGACAGUGGAGGAGUGGCUGA